AUGCGCGCCACGGUAGAGCCCAUCUGGCUGUGUGACCGGCCGUCCAGGGAAUUUCGCUGGAGAGACCAGUCUACCGUUGCACCGACUAUCCGGGUGGAGGCGCUCGCCAAGGCCGAGCAGCCAGUCCGAAUGGAUGCUAGCGAGGGCGAAUCCAGCGGGGAUGAUGGCGGCUGGAAGGCGUUGACUGGUGUUGACCUGGCGGAUGGUUCAGGGAAGUUGGGGUCGGGUGAGCAGAGCACCGCAGUGGGAAGCAGCCCCGUCGUGGCGUCGCCCGUCAAAAGAGACACCCCGGUUAGGACAAAGGGCCGGGUCGGUCGCUUCCUUACACCCGCUGAAAUUACACUUGCAUUAUCGAGAGGAAGAUACGAGCCAAUAUUCAAUAUAAUGAUUACGAGGGACAGUCCUGUCAUCAAUCUGAAGCACGACAAUGAUUGA
Molecule: messenger RNA, 435 nt
Organism: Penicillium argentinense
Lineage: Eukaryota; Fungi; Ascomycota; Eurotiomycetes; Eurotiales; Aspergillaceae
Exons: 2
Coding region: 1-435 (144 amino acids)
Source: RefSeq, a predicted model, not a curated record